This is a messenger RNA of Plasmodium knowlesi strain H, 3717 nucleotides long. Its product is annotated as SICAvar, type I (fragment). The record is from RefSeq and is a predicted model, not a curated record. The transcript has 6 exons. The annotation marks the transcript as partial. NCBI's taxonomy places the organism in Eukaryota, Apicomplexa, Aconoidasida, Haemosporida, Plasmodiidae.
ACGAAAUUUUGGGAGAAGAAUGGUGAAGUUGGCAACUUAUGGACAGAACUGUCCACAGCAAUGAUGGAUCAGAAUGGCAGAAAUGGACAGGAGAAGGAAGAAUGUAAAAAAUUGGAUAAUCCAUCUUCCGAAGCGGCAUGCAAAUAUUUGCAUGCCGGCUUCGAACAAUUAUACGAUCUGACGACGCCAGGGACGGCGGCGACGCCGUCGUCGUCCAAGGACACCAAACUUUUGUCCAACCCACUGUUGAGACAAACAGUGGGUUGUUUUUUACUUCAUGCUUAUGCAAAACACAUGAAAAAAAAUGCGACUUGCAUCAUUGAUAAGGGGAUACAGAAGGCAUUUCAAAGUAAUACUGCUAAUUGCAAUGGUGGUACCAGUGGCAAGGGACCUUGUGUCCCUUGCCAAUGGCAAGAAAGCGACUAUGACAAAUGCCAAAUUAACAUAAAAGGCAGUACAACCGCAACAGAGACUGCAAAGAAGAAAGUGGAAGAAUUGGUCGGAGGGAAUGAACCAAACACUGAGUCCAUCAUACAGAACAUAAAUAAAAUGGAAAAAUUAUGUGAUGGUUUAAAAUGUAUAGCAUCCCACUUAAAUUCCGCAAGCGGACAAAAAAAUGCGAGCACAUUUUGGACAGAAGGCGGCGAAGUCGCCAACUUAUGGAAACAAUUGUCACAAGCAAUAAUAGAGAAAGGCAAAAACGGGAGCGGAACUGAUUGUAAUAAAAUGGGAGAUAAAAAUGAUAGAGAUGCCACCUCCCCUGAAAGGAAGGCAUGCCAAUAUCUUUCAGCAGGUUUCGACAAACUGAAGGAACUUACAUCGACUGGAGCGACUAAAAUCAAUGGCAACAACAUCUUGGAUAAGGACCUAUCGUUUGUCAAAACGAUGGGUUGUUUUUUACUUCACGCCUAUGCGAAGAAAAUGAAAGGCGAGGCGAAGUGUGAAAUAGAAGCAGGAAUAAAAAAAGGUUUUGAAGUUGGUAAUGGUCUAAUUAAAGGUGUUAAUUGCAAUGAUUCUAGUGGCAAGGGACCUUGUGUCCCUUGCGAAUGGAAUGAAAAAAUCCUUGACAGUUGCGAAAUUAAAACAAAUGGAGGCAGUGGCAAAACAGAGAACACGGCAGUAAAGGACAAAUUAAAACAAGUUCAAAACAAAAUUACAGAAACCUCAACUGAAAACCUAAAGAACAUAAACAUAACAGAGUCUUUAUGUGAAAAACUCCAAUGUGCCGCAGGGAAGUGGUUCAAAAACAACUCAACGACGUCGAACGGAAAUACUACUCCAACGAAGAAUUGGUGUGACUUUUGGGAGAAGGAAAGCAUCAAACCCGAACUGAAUUCGAUGUUCGGGCAAAUCGAGUCUGAAGGAAAUGAAACUAAUGCUUUAUGUAAUAAAUUUGGUGAUGGUAAUGAUGAUAGUGUGGAAAGGAAAGCCUGUAAUCAUAUCACAGCAGGUUUAAAAUACAUUGAUGAUAUUAAUCCUACUGUUAGUGGUGGUAGUGUUAAUGACCAACUGCUCCAGCGAGCACUUGGUUGUAUUGCUCUUAACCUUUAUGCUGAUCAAAUAAUUGCAAAAUCUGAAGAGAAAUGUCCCAUUGAUAAGGAAAAAAUUAAUGAAAUGUUCCAUAAAUGGAAUCAGCUGUAUAAUAAGUCGUGUUCGACCUCUGGUAUUAGUGUUAGUGGUGUUCGUAAUAAUUGUUUUAAGUGUGAAAGGAAUGAAAAUUUUAAGAAUUGCAACCUCCUCGUUGAUAAAGACUUAAUUGCAUCAUCAUCACAGCAAAAUUGCAAUUCUAGCGACAAAGACAAUGUCCAAAUUCAAAUUAAUGAAUUGCUGGAGGAAAAAAACACCCCCAAAGUGAAGUCUACCUUAUCCACUAUCAAUAAAAUGAACACUUUCUGUAGUAGAAUGCAAUGUGCAGUAAAACAAUACCUAAAGAAGAUCAAAAAUGGAAAACCACCAUCUUGGAGUGAAAUAAAGGGUGUUGUUGAGAGUGAAUUAAAGGAACUUCUACAAAAUAUUACGGAUGAUGAGAAAUGGAAAGACUUUGACCAAUACUGCAAGGACGACAUCCAAAGUAACGGCGACACACCAGGAGAAAUAACUGCUAAGAAAAAAGCUUGUAAGCUUUUUGCUUUAGGUUUAAAACACAUUUCUGAAAUUAAGAACAAAAACAAAAACAACGAGGAUGUUGUACCACUUAAAAGAACUAUGAUGUGCGCAGCACUUAAUCUUUAUGCUGAUCAAUUAAUUACAAAAGCAGAAAAACAAUGUCCCUUAGAUAAUAAAAAAUUGGAUCAGGCAAUAGAUCACGCUUUUAGUAAAAAUACUCUCAUUAUGAAUGGAGGAACUUCAUGCAAUAAUCAAGGCAAUAAAUCUUGUUUCAUUUGCAACAGAGAAAAAAACACUUUUGACAAUUGCCGAAUUGGACAAGAAAAAAUAAAGGAUAAAAUGGAAGGUCUUCUCGAAGAAAAGGACAACGACAACUCCAAAUCCAACUCCACGACCCCUAACAUGACCAAAACACUAGACAAAAUAAAUGAAAUAGAAUCAUUCUGUACUCAAGUCCAAUGUGCUAUAAAACAAAAACUGAACAACGAAGGGAAACUUCCAAAUGGAACACCACCAUCUUGGAGUGCCAUAUACAAUGACGCCGCGACAGAAUUAGCGGAACUUUUAAAAGAUAUGAACGACCCUACAAAGCAGAAGAACGUUGACAAAUACUGCGACAACCAUAGCAAAUGGAAUACUUUAGGCCAUAAAGAAAAACAUACAAAUAAAGCAGCUUGUUUGCUUUUUGCUUCAGGACUUCAGCACAUUUAUGGCCACGUUAAUGACCAAAAGAAGGGCCAGUUUAAGGGCCCAUCGUUUGGACAAACGAUGGGUUGUUUAUUUCUUAAAGAAUAUGCAAAACAAUUAAAAGAAAUGGCAAAAAUACAAAAAGAGUAUAAAGUACAUCCUAAUUGUAGCGUAGAUUCGGGCAUAGAAUAUGCUUUUAGCAAAAGUAAAAGCAUUAUGGAGAAUGCAACACCUCCAUGUGACAACAAUGUUCCUAAUUCUUGUUUUGAAUGCAAAUUGGACGACUAUAACCAACUUAGAGAUUGCUCCAUUGGCAAAGACAAAGUAGGAAAUAAAGCUACAGAACUGUUCACAGAACCAGAGAACAAAGAACAUAUGGAACAAACAUUAGAGAAUACAGUUUGUCCCAUCCUUCUUACGGAUCUCCUUACCCCUUUCCUUCCUUUGGCUCCUGUCUCUAUUGGCCUUUCUGCUAUGGCUUAUUACCUUUGGAAGUAUUUUGGUCCUCUUGGUAAAGGAGGAGCACGUUUCAGAAGAUCUCCUGCUGAAAUUCCGGGUUCAUCAUUACAGGAACAAGUCCUUGAUCAUGUGGAAGAAGCUGGUCCACAUGAAUAUCAAUUGGUGAAGGAACGAAAACCUCGUUCUGCUCCAACGAGAACAAAACGUUCUGAUCGCGUGAAUCGUCGAACGAUUAUUGAAAUUCAUUUUGAAGUGUUGGACGAAUGUCAAAAAGGCGACACACAAUUGAACCAAAAGGAUUUUAUGGAACUUUUGGUUCAAGAGUUUAUGGGAUCCGAAUUAAUGGAAGAAGAACAGGUUCCUAAGGAAGAAGUUCUUAUAGAAGGUGUUCCUUUGGAACAAGUUCCCAUUGAAGAGGUUCCAAUGGAACGUGUUCCAAAUUUAGGUUCCGGGUUUAUGGUUUAG